Cinclus cinclus is the source of this 1796-nucleotide messenger RNA. RefSeq names its product fatty acid hydroxylase domain containing 2 (gene FAXDC2). NCBI's taxonomy places the organism in Eukaryota, Metazoa, Chordata, Aves, Passeriformes, Cinclidae. Gene Ontology annotation, biological process: sterol biosynthetic process. Bases 660 to 1655 code for a protein of 331 amino acids. Gene Ontology annotation, molecular function: iron ion binding; C-4 methylsterol oxidase activity. The record is from RefSeq and is a predicted model, not a curated record. The transcript is spliced from 11 exons.
CUCAAAUCCAAAGAUCAGCUGAGGACAUUAUCCUUAUGGCACCCCUCUCCUGAGAUGCUCAUUUCCACUUCCUCUGCACGUACAAUGAUGAAAAACUUCCCUGCAGAGAUGUAUUCCACGUGCUUAAGUGAGUAACAGCGUGCACAUACCUAUGGGGAAUACUGCCAGCACUAACAGUGGCAUGGCACUGGCUUCACAUGACCUGUCUGGGAGGGGACAGGCAGCUCCUGCUUGGAAACACACCCCUGUUGCCCUUGCCUAAACCCUCACACAGUUUCAACAGCAGUAGUGAAAAGUGAGGAGUUGAACUCUGGGCUCUGAAUAGACACAAAGGACCUCUCCUGGGCUACCAUCAGCAGGAGGUGAGCAAAGAGCAGACAGCCAGAGUUCAAGGGUGCAGUGGCUUGAAAAUAUAGUGUAGACUUUGAGGAAGUCAUUAUAAAGCAACGUGUCUGUGUGAAGUCCAUUGUCAGCUUUUCUAGGAACGAAGGUUCCCCCUAAAACCAUACAGUGCUUGGUAGGACAUCAAACACCAUGUCUGGUCCUGUGUCUGUCUGCACAGAGUGACUGAUAUGCAACUGUUCAGGUGACCAGUUUAUUCCUCAUUUCUGAAACACUGCAAGAAAAGUACUCCCAAGAGGCUUCCCUCCAUCAUCAAGAUGGAAACAGAUUCUGCAUAUUACUCCACUGCUGAGCUGCAGAAGCAGGGAAAGAAGCUGUCUCAUGCCUUGAGGAUCAGUGCCUACGUCUUCAGUACAGGCCUGCUCAUGUUCACUGCCUUAGUGAACUCUGUCUCUUGGUUUAUGCAGAAUAUAACUUUAGGCAAUUUCUGGCAAACAGCAUGGUUGGAGUUCUAUGACCAUAUGGAGGGAGAUGAGUGGACAAUCUUCCUCACUGGGGCUGCAUUGGUGCCUGCACUUGCUUUCUGGGGCUUCAAUGGAAUCCUUCUGGUGGCUGAUAUAACAGGAAAGCCAACUUUCAUAACUCGCUAUCGCAUUCAGCUGGGCAAGAAUGAUCCUGUGGACACAAAGAAACUGUGGAAAGCCAUCUACACAGUUCUGGGUAAUCAGUUCUUUAUCUCCUUUCCCAUGCUUGUGCCCAUGUUCUACAUCAUGAAAUGGUGGGACAGCACCUUCAGCAAGGAAUUACCAACCUUCCAGUGGUUUCUUGUGGAGCUAAGCAUUUUUACUGUAGUAGAGGAAAUUCUCUUCUAUUAUUCACACAGGCUUGUUCACCACCCAGUGCUGUAUAAGCACAUUCACAAGAAGCACCACGAAUGGACAGCCCCCAUCGGUGUGGUCUCCAUUUAUGCUCACCCAAUAGAACACAUAAUCUCCAACACUCUGCCUGUGAUGACUGGCCCGAUGAUCAUGGGAUCUCAUAUUGUUUCAAUCUCAGCAUGGUUCUCCAUUGCUCUUGUAACAACAAGCAUUUCUCACUGUGGCUACCACUUGCCCCUUCUGCCAUCUCCAGAGUUCCAUGACUUCCACCACCUCAAGUUCAACCAGUGUUACGGAGUGCUGGGAGUGCUGGAUUUUCUGCAUGGCACGGACAAAAUGUUCAGACAAAGCAAAGCCUUUGAGAGACACAAGGUCCUGCUUGGCCUCACACCACUCUCUGAAAGCAUCCCUGAUCCACCCAAGAAAGAUGAGUGAACCAGCCCAGCAGCUCUUGCCCAGCCUGGUGACGAGCAGAGUGAGACAAUGAUUUGUGCCAAAUAGUAUUUUAAUCAGGAAACAAGUUCUUGUCCACACAUAACCAAACAUGAAGCUGAAGUUAAAUAUGCUGCUUGAAAU